Messenger RNA from Liolophura sinensis, 4960 nucleotides. RefSeq names its product arf-GAP with dual PH domain-containing protein 1-like. Gene Ontology annotation, biological process: positive regulation of GTPase activity. The record is from RefSeq and is a predicted model, not a curated record. Gene Ontology annotation, cellular component: intracellular membrane-bounded organelle; cytoplasm; plasma membrane. Gene Ontology annotation, molecular function: phosphatidylinositol-3,4,5-trisphosphate binding; GTPase activator activity; phosphatidylinositol bisphosphate binding. The coding region runs from base 12 to 1160 and encodes 382 amino acids. Lineage: Eukaryota; Metazoa; Mollusca; Polyplacophora; Chitonida; Chitonidae. The transcript is spliced from 10 exons.
UAGACGACAAAAUGGCGGAAAGAAGUAAGAACUUCUUGCUAGACUUACAGCAAAAGUCAGGAAAUGACGUGUGUGUCGACUGUGGUGCCAAAGAUCCAGAAUGGGCUUCGUACAACAUUGGUGUGUUUCUUUGUCAGGACUGUGCAGGGAUACAUCGUAGUAUGGGCACACACAUCAGCAAAAUCAAGUCCAUAAAACUAGACAACUGGGAGAAUAGUCAGUUAGAGCUUAUGGCAGCCAUGGGGAAUGAAAAGGCAAAGAGUAACUAUGAACAAUUUGUUCCAGCUUUCUACAGACGUCCAAAGAGUACAGAUCCACUUGUGCUGAGAGAACAGUGGAUCCAUGCCAAAUACGAGAGGGCUGAGUUUCAGGACCCAGAACGGCAGGCGGCUUACACCACAAACUACAGGGAAGGCACCUUGUACAAACGAGGCAGAGAUGACAAGAAGUAUUACCCUCGUAAAUUUGCUCUCUCCACUCAGAAUAAUACACUGAGCUACUUCAAUAAAGAAGUGGCACGAACGCCAAAAGCAUCUAUAAAUUUGGAUACACUUAAUGCAGUAUUUGUACCUGAGAAAACAGGAAACCCAUGCGCUUUACAGUUAAUGUUUGAUGAGAAUGGUUCAACACGGAAUGUGUUUGUGUAUGCCAAUGACCCUAAGGAAAUAGUAGAUUGGUUUCAUUGUAUUCGAGCUGCUAAAUUAAGUAGAAAACAGAUCGCUUUCCCAGACAGAGAUGCAAAUGAGAUGGCAGAAGACUUAACACAUGACUUCCUUAUGGAAGGUUGGUUGAGUAAAAUGGGCCCAAACAAUGAGCCCUACAGAAGACGAUGGUUUACUCUGGAUCGCAGGAAGCUCAUGUAUACCGAGGACCCACUGAAUGCCUUUGCCCUUGGUGAGUUAUUCAUUGGUCAUAAAGACAGUGGUGGGUACUCUGUGGAGGCAGGUGUGCCCGACGGAAAGGACGCCCCAGGGUUUGGUUUCACCCUCACCACACCUAAUCGGGUGUUCUACCUUAGUGCAGAGAGCAAAGAAGACAUGGACAAGUGGAUAGACAGCUUACAAAAGGUUAUGGAGAUGCCUCUAACGCCUCAGGACAGUAGAUUGGCCGCCACUUUGGUGAGCAAACGAAGAAGUGUUGUCUCAUUAUUUAAUAGGUAAUCAAUGCAGCCUGACCAAUCAACGAUUUUGUGGAUCACAAAAAGAAGAAAAUAAUGAUGUUGUUGGGGACGGUGCCAAGUGCCUAUCAAAGAAGCAUUCUUCGGUCUUCUGUUACAGUGGUGAGAAAUUGGAGCAGUUGUUGAUCUUGAUUAAUACAGGUAGCUCAUCUGUUUUGGUGAUAAUGCGCUCAUUCAUCAGUCAAACCAUUCUCCACUUCGGUUUAACACUGGUCUGUGGAAAAUUGAAUGAAAUGUGACGCAAAAUUUGCAAUGCCCAUUUAACACAAUUCCCUCAUUGUCAAAUUUGAAAACGAUAUGCAUUAUAGCUCAAGGAAGUAACAGCGAGAGAGGAACAAUAUGUGAUAUUUUUAAGUCCGGUGUUAAAUACCAGUGAAGUAAAAAAAAAAAGAUUAGAUAUCAUUCAACAAAAGUUAACAUUGACUUAAGGCAUCUCAGCGUUCUGAAUUGUACUGAUAAUGGAUAGGUGGUAAGUGUCUCAUACAUGUUCUUUCUGCUGUCUUUUGUGCUUUAAGCCAUAAAUAUACUCUUCUCUUGUGAGAUUAAGUGCUGCAUUAAGCAGAUGAUUCAUGUCAAUGCUGUGUAUGAACAGUAAUAUUUUAUAACUAAUAAGCAUGUGGUCAAACAUAAGUCUUCAUAUUAUAGUUGCAUUCAAAGUGAUAUGUCAGAUAAUUUUUUAGUGGAGAGACUUGAAAGUGGAAUUUACUAAAAGUCAGCCUUGGUAAUUGUCUUAAUUGCUUUAUAUUUUGUAUCUAUAUCUAUAUCUGUGGCUUUGAUACAGUAUAUCUGUCUUCAGCAAUUCUUACAUGUGUACUUUAUCUACUUUCUGCUUUGUAUGGAAUUUGACUUAAAACAUUUAGUAGAAGGCAAUAAUGAAAUGUUUGUACAUUAAAAUUUCAGACAGAAAUAAUAUGUUUUUUUUGCGUGUGAAAUAUACCAUUGUAUGGCAUUAUUACAGAACUGUGUUCUGUUUCACAAAGUGAGCCUUGACUUGAGUAAAAAUUCGAAUCUUCAAUAUAACACUCAGUUUAUGGCUGUAAACGUAUAUAUCAGGAUUUAUGUGUCGCAGUAUUUGCUUGUGUGCUUUUCCCAGUGCGUACUCGUAGGGUAUAAAAAUCUGAAUAAAUUGCAUAUCAAAAUUUUACUCAAGUGAAAGUUGGCAUUGUGGAAUUUGUUUUACAGUUGUGCAAUGUUUACAUAUGACUUGAUUUAUAGUUGGGGUUCUGUAUAUUAUAUAUUCAUAAUUACUAACUGUUUAAUUAUAUACAUUACAGCAUAUUGUAGAUGUAUCCAGGCAGUCUACUCAUGUUCUUCAUAUAAACUUUAACAACUUUUCUGUUAGGAAAUCUUUUAGCCAAUUUAUCUCUAGUGCACUGCUCACUCAAUUUUUAAAAUAUCAUAACUUUGGAUGAUUGAUACGACAGUCACACAAAAAAUACCUGCGAGAAUAAGAAAUGUUGACUUUUGAUAUUACAUGUAUAUGAUGUCUGUGCUCUGUCGUGUUUGUGAAGCUAAGUCUCCUUAAUUUUGCUGAAAAAUUUGUAAUAGUAUACAUGGAACGAAGUAUGGCUAUUUAAUAAGCAAGUUGAAGCCAGUCAGUGACCCAACAAGAGCCUGACUUACCUAAUUAUUGCUAUUUUAGUUAAUGAGUACGACAUUUUUACCCCACUAAGGAAUUUAUUUUGAUUAUACUAUUCAUGGCCAUGAUGGAAAUGUAACAUCUUCUGAUAGUUAAAUUUGAGUGCUGUUUUAUGCAGCCACAUGGAUAAAAACUUUUCUUGCUUUCUUGUUUUCAGCUGUUUUGCUUGGUUGUAUGUACAGCAUUUGUGUAUAGCUGCUCAUGUCAGACCUGGCCAGUGACAACAGCCACAGUUCAGUACUCAGUGUAACAAGACAACCAGUUCUCACCUCCACCCAGAAUAAUUCAUUUUAUUAUUUAACAUGAAUUUUAUACAUUAUUUGAUUUUUUUGAUUUUUUUUUUUUUAGAAUUGAACAUGUGAAUAGUGUGCGUAAAACACUUAUACACCUAUUUUUUUAAAUGUUUAAUAUAGUCAAACCGCAUGUUUUGGACACAAACAUAUAUAUGGCAAAGCUGUUAUGGUACCUGUUUCGGAAAAAUACAAAUGUACAGUAAAUGUACUUGAUGGUAACUGCAUUGUACCAUAAAGCCACUGUGCAUAGACUACUGUCACAAAACUUUGUGAAUCACAUGAUUCAUGUAUUAUGUAACUUGUGAGGAAAGUUGUGAAGAAUUUACUGACAUAGUUUUUUGAAAGUAGACUUGAUCAGUAAUCAAAGCUGUACAAUGAUGAGGCGAAGAGUUAAACAGUUAUAUCAGUAAUACGUCCUGCAACCACUGACAUGACUGAGUCAACCUACUGCUAAGUAUCUGCGAUGUGUUGCUGUGAUUUAUGUCAUUUGGUAUACAUGUGCAUGUCAUAUACCCUGCAUCAAAACAUCGCUUAUAAAGCCCAGUUUUUAUAUGUUUACCUGUGCCUUAAAAAUAUUGCAGCAUAGUGAUCAAUGGAUUUAUAUAUUGUACUUUUUAUUGGUAACUUUUUUGACAAAUUGUUUUUAAACAGGAGAUCCAAACUUCAUUAGUGCUUGCUUGUAUGAAAACUUUAAUUUGAUAAAAUGUAGUCUUAAUGAUGAAAUAUGAAAGUAAUAAGGUUGAUCAAAAGUAAUGAAGAAAUUCUACGUAUGAUAUUUUAUUUGUAGUACGAUUUUUAAUUGAAAGUUUUAGACAUAAUGAUAUUAACUGUAAUAAAUGUGGCUAUCAAUGGCAGGGAUAGCAGCAGAAUUUUUCUCACGAAGUCUUGAUGACAAGCCGUGCAAAUUCUAUGAAUGAAUGCUUUCCAAAGAGCAUAUAGUCAUAAAUGUUUAAACCAUAAAAUUAGCCAAAGAUUUUUUUACAGUAAAACAUACCAGAGGUUUGUCAAAUUAACAAACAAUGUUGUUAAGAACAAUAUUUGAAAAAAAAAUUGAAAUCCUUAACUUUAAACAAUAAAGAUUCAGUAGAACUACACUUUUAUAAAGCUUUGCACAAAUUUCCAGUGUGCAAAGACUUUCAGCUUAUGUGAUAUUUGGAGGGCUCACACUGAUGGAUUUUCUGUCAUUUUCUUCUGUUGAAGCUGUCACCUGUGUGUAUUUUCUAAAGGCUUUUUACCAUGUUGAAGGUCUGAUUGUCAGCAGUGAUAUUUUGUCAUGCCAAUGUACACUUUUCAAUUCUUAAAUGUUGCUGUUUUCAACGCAGUGUAUUUUUUACGCUGAAUAUGUUUUAAUCUUCAGCUAUGGGAUUAUUUCUAUAAGCAUCUGAUGCAUUCUGGCAUAUACAGUAUUAUUAUGUAAACUCACCGUUUUCUCCUUGCCAUUCCUUAAGAAAUCUUGCAAUUUAUAUUUUUAAUAGUUUCCUUUACUACAGUAGUUAGUUUAAAAUUUUGUUAAAGUUCUGAAAUUGUGAAGAAAUUUAAAAAGAAAAAAAAACAUGCUUAUAGAUAAAAUGUGAAGAAUUGAUGGUCUUCCAAUGUGGUGUAUAUAUUUCAUGUAAAUGUAUUUCCAUGAAAUGUUAUAUGGCACACAAAUAUACAAAAAAUCAGUUGGGACCAUUUUUGUGUCAUAAUUACAGAAGGCACACAUGUACAAAAUGAUGACACCAUUGAAUUAUUCAAAAUAGAAAUGAGGGGUAAAUUACAGCCUAGGCGGAGAUCAUUGUCUGUAUAUUUAAGGGACCAAACUGCUAACAACAUACAGUUACUGUCAUGUAAAUGGUUGUAAAUAAACAG